AGAAAUAGCACUGGAAAUUUUAGGUCAAGAACCAAUAGGCUCGUUUAUGGUUCGAGAGAGUACAAGUAAACCUGGCUGCUACGCCCUGUCGUUGAGAGUACCGCGGGAAUUCCAGCUAUCAGGCAUUGCCCACUACCUCAUCAUGCGAACACAGAGGGGUUAUAAAAUCAAGGGUUUUACUAAGGAAUUCAGUACCCUCACGUCCCUCAUUACCCAUCACUCGGUCAUGCCAGAGCUGCUGCCUUGCCCUCUCUCCUUAUCCCGGUACAACCCGACCUUUCGGAAACAGGACUCUUCUGAAGAUUUAGUGGACGUGGACGAGGACCCAGACUACAAUCUUUUAUCAGACUUUCGAAAAAUGAUGGCUGACUUGAACGUCUAACUACGUAGAAAUGGUGGUCAGCCGUUGGUCUGUUUGCAAAAAAAAAAAGAACCCUGACUGCAAUCUGUUAGCAGACUUCUGUAAAAUGAUGGCUGACUUGAACUUCUAACUACGUAGAAAUGGUGGUCAGCCGAUGGUCUGUUUGCGGAAAGAUCCCUGACUGCAAUCUGUUAGCAGACUUCUGUAAAAUGAUGGCUGACUUGAACUUCUAACUACGUAGAAAUGGUGGUCAGCCGAUGGUCUGUUUGC
Messenger RNA from Limulus polyphemus (Atlantic horseshoe crab), 631 nucleotides. RefSeq names its product src-like-adapter 2. The transcript is spliced from 2 exons. Lineage: Eukaryota; Metazoa; Arthropoda; Merostomata; Xiphosura; Limulidae. The annotation marks the transcript as partial. The record is from RefSeq and is a predicted model, not a curated record.